Molecule: messenger RNA, 1887 nt
Organism: Phaedon cochleariae (mustard beetle)
Lineage: Eukaryota; Metazoa; Arthropoda; Insecta; Coleoptera; Chrysomelidae
Source: the annotation of a GenBank genome assembly
AAGUUCAAACUUCCAAAAAGUGAAUGAUUUCAUUAUGAUCAUAUUAGAUUUUCACUCAAUAUUUUUCUAAUUUUUUCCUGGUCGACAUUUAUAAAGAAUGUCUACUACAUCGGGUGUAUGUAUUCUCAAACCUGAGUUUGUGCAGCUUGACGUACAUCGAGAAUUAAAUCUUGACCACGUCUCGGACAAAGACAAGCGCAAAUUAGAAUCCGAGGGAAUAGCUGACAAUCUAGAACCUCAUGUUAAGAAACAGAAACUCUCCAAAAAAGAAAAGAAAGCCCUUAGGGGCCAGAACAAGUCCAGAGGCCCUACUUUUCGGAGAGACUUUUCAAAAGAAUUAUGCAUUUGCUUAAUCAACAUUGAGCCAGAUGAAGAAAUACCUAAGUGCACUAGAAACAAAUGUAGUUUUUUACAUGAUGUUGAUGAAUAUUUGAAAAGUAAACCUAAAGAUCUUGGUGAAAAUUGCUACAACUUUGAUAUAUCAGGCAAAUGCAGUAGAGGUUUGGCAUGCAGAUUUGGGGGCAGCCACAUUAGUCCAGAUGGUAAGAACAUUGUUGACCAAGAAAAAUUCAAGCAGUAUGCAGUGAAUGCACCCUACACUACCAAUCAACUUCAAUUUGAAGUGCAGACAGCAUUGAGAAAGAGAACCUAUAACUUUGAUCUCUCAGAAUCACUGAUUAAAUACAAUGAUUGCAUCAGAAAGAAAGAGGAAGUUAGUAAAGAUGUAAAACUUGUUGGAUCAGUAACUGAUGAAGACAUCAUAAAGCUGAAAGCAAAAGAAAAGAAAAAAAUUGAUUUCACAAACAAAUUAUUUUUGAGUCCUCUCACCACAGUUGGAAAUUUACCAUUCAGAAGAAUAUGCAAGGAAUAUGGAGCUGACAUAACUUGUGGAGAGAUGGCAAUGUGUACCACCUUGCUUCAGGGUGCCUCACAUGAAUGGGCUCUUGUUAAAAGGCACAAGAGUGAGGAUAUUUUUGGAGUGCAACUCUGUGCCAAUAAUCCUCAUUUCCUCACCAAAUGUGGGGAAAUGUUGCAAAAAGAAGCUGAUAUUGAUUUCAUUGACUUGAAUGUGGGUUGUCCCAUUGAGUUGGUCUAUACCAAUGGAGGGGGAUGUGGAAUGAUGAGGAGGACUAGGGUGUUUGAAUCCUGUAUAAAAAAUUUGACAGAUAUCCUGAGUAUACCAUUAACUGUGAAAAUGAGGAUGGGGGUGUAUAGUAAUGAUAAUAUAGCUCAUAAACUGGCUCCAAUGGUGAGGGAUUGUGGAGCUAGCCUGCUCACAAUUCAUGGAAGAUCCAGAGAGCAGCGCUACACUAAAUCCUCAAACUGGGAUUACAUAAGAACUGUAGCUGUGGCUGCUUCACCUCUACCAGUCAUAGGAAAUGGAGAUAUCCUCAGCUUUGAAGACUACCAAAAAGCUAGAGAGGUAGCUCCUGAGAUAUCAGGUGUCAUGAUAGGCAGGGGAGCUCUUAUAAAGCCUUGGAUCUUUACUGAGAUCAAAGAAGGGAAGCUCUUGGAUAUAUCAAGUUCAGAGAGAUUUGAUAUACUCAAAAAGUACACAAAUUAUGGUUUGGAACACUGGGGCUCAGACAACAUAGGCAUUGAAAAUACUAGACGAUUCCUGCUAGAAUGGUUAUCAUUCCUUUAUAGGUACAUUCCAGUUGGGAUAUUGGAGAAGCCACCACAGAAAAUCAAUGAAAGACCCCCGUCCUAUAAGGGGAGGGAUGAAUUAGAAACUCUGAUGGCUUCUCCAGCAGCUUCAGAUUGGAUAAAGAUAAGUGAAAUGCUUUUGGGCCCAGUGCCUGAAAAUUUUCAUUUCUUACCAAAACAUAAAGCCAAUUCUUAUAAUUGAAUAUCUUUAGUCAUAGAAAAUAAAAAUCAUAAAUAUUU